Messenger RNA from Aspergillus tanneri, 4359 nucleotides. RefSeq names its product ABC drug exporter AbcA. The transcript has 3 exons. Gene Ontology annotation, cellular component: membrane. Bases 1 to 4359 code for a protein of 1452 amino acids. Lineage: Eukaryota; Fungi; Ascomycota; Eurotiomycetes; Eurotiales; Aspergillaceae. The record is from RefSeq and is a predicted model, not a curated record. Gene Ontology annotation, biological process: transmembrane transport. Gene Ontology annotation, molecular function: ATP hydrolysis activity; ABC-type transporter activity; ATP binding.
AUGAAUGACAGUCAUGGGUCCGGAAGCGCCUCCAGUUCCACUAUGGGGAAGAAGGAAGCGGAGGUUCAUCAGCUGGCCAGACAGUUCACAGAGCAGAGCACCUAUUCCACCGCGGGACAAAACCCUUUUGCUGCGGAGGCAGGAUCGGCCCUGGACCCCAAUAGCGAACACUUUAAUGCUCGGGCGUGGUGCAAGGCCAUGCUACAGAUGAACACCGAGGACGAGCAGGCACAUCCGCUGCAAACCCUGGGAGUCGCCUUUAGCAAUCUUAAUGUGCACGGUUUCGGUUCUGACACCUAUUACCAAAAACGCGUCGGCAACUUCUGGUUAGAGGUGCUUAGUCUGGCAAGGAAAGCGCUCGGCCAAAAGCAGCGCAAAAUCCCGAUUUUACAGAACUUGGAAGGACUGGUGGAGGCUGGAGAGAUGCUGGUGGUUCUUGGACCCCCUGGAUCGGGAUGCUCGACUUUCUUGAAAACUAUUGCUGGAGAGACUCACAGCUUUCAUGUCGAUAAGAGCUCAAACAUCAAUUUCCAAGGUGUGAGCGCAAAACAGAUGGCCCACGAGUUUAGAGGCGAAGCCAUCUACACCGCGGAGGUCGACGUCCACUUCCCCAAGCUUACUGUUGGAGAUACCCUCUACUUUGCUGCGCGCGCCCGAGCACCACGACACAUUCCUGGAGGGGUCAGUGUGACCCAGUAUGCCAGCCAUAUGCGAGACGUGAUUAUAGCCAUGUUUGGUCUCAGCCGCACCAAGAACACGAUCGUAGGAAACGACUUUAUUCGCGGUGUGUCUGGUGGAGAGCGCAAGCGGGUUAGUAUCGCCGAAGCUUGCCUUAACAACGCGCCGCUGCAGUGUUGGGAUAACUCCACUCGUGGUCUUGAUAGUGCGAGUGCCAUCGAGUUCUGCAAGACAUUGCGCAUGCAGACAGACAUUAAUGGCGCCACAGCCUGUGUCUCUUUGUACCAAGCUCCUCAGGCUGCCUAUGUAUACUUCGAUAAGGUCCUGGUUCUAUACGAAGGCCGCGAGAUCUACUUCGGUCCCACAUACACGGCGAAGCAGUACUUCCUUGAUAUGGGCUUUGCCUGCCCCGAGCGACAAACCGAUGCCAAUUUUCUCACCUCUAUGACUAGCCACCGCGAGCAUGUCGUGCAGCCAGGUUACGAAGACCGUGUACCUCGAACACCCGAUGAGUUCGCUGCACGAUGGAAGGCCUCACCACAGCGAGCACAGCUUGUGCAAGAUAUUAAGAAGUAUAAUACAAAGUUCGCACUGGGUGGUGAAUACUUGGACAAGUUCAAGCAGUCUCGGCGAGCUCGGCAAGCCAAGACUCAGCGUGUAUUGUCUCCCUACACCCUUUCCUAUGCACAACAGGUGAAGCUGUGCCUGUGGCGCGGGUAUCAACGAUUAAAGGCUGAUCCCAGCGUCACAAUCUCUUCGUUAUUCGGAAAUACUAUUAUGGCUCUCAUUAUCGCUAGCAUCUUCUAUAACCUCAAGGUCGACACAAGUACCUUCUUUCAGCGCGGUGCUCUUCUCUUCUUUGCUGUUCUUAUGAACGCCCUUGGUUGUGGCCUUGAAAUGCUGACUCUGUACGCGCAACGAGGGAUCAUAGAGAAGCACUCCCGAUACGCUCUCUACCACCCAUCUGCUGAAGCAAUUUCAUCGAUAAUAAUGGAUUUGCCCUAUAAGAUUCUCAACGCUAUUACUUCCAAUAUAGUUCUCUACUUCAUGACUAACUUAAGGAGAGAACCCGGUGCUUUCUUCUUCUUUGUCUUUACCUCGUUCUUCCUGACUCUGACCAUGUCGAUGUUCUUCCGGUCUAUGGCAUCGCUAACAAGAUCCCUUGUUCAGGCUCUACCCUUCUCCGCCGUUCUCCUUCUUAGUCUUAUUAUGUAUACCGGGUUUACUAUCCCAACAGGGUACAUGCUUGGGUGGGCUCGCUGGAUUGCCUAUAUUAAUCCUAUUAGCUAUGGCUUUGAGUCUCUACUAAUUAAUGAGUUCCACGGCCGCGACUUCCCGUGCAUGAACUAUGUCCCGUCGGGUCCUGGCUACGCGGAUCUCGGGCCUAAUAACCGUGUUUGCUCCACCGUCGGAUCUGUACCCGGACAAUCCUUUGUUAAUGGUGAUGCCUACAUCGAGUCAGCGUAUGGCUAUACCGCCUCGCACAAGUGGAGAAACAUCGGUGUUAUAUUCGCCUACAUGCUCCUGCUCGGGGCUGUCUAUCUAGUUGCUACUGACUUCGUCACCGAGAAGAAGUCGAAGGGCGAGGUCCUAGUUUUUCCUCGUGGACACAAAGCUCUGAAGAAGGGCAAGUCAGAUGAAGAUCUUGAAGGGGGUAGUGGCCGCAGCGUCACUGUGGAGAAGACUGACUCCGGCGGCCUUGCCAUGGUCGAACGCCAAACCGCGAUCUUCCAAUGGAAGGAUGUCUGCUUCGAUAUCAAGAUUGGAAAGGAGAAUCGCAGGAUUCUUGACCACGUUGACGGAUGGGUUAAACCGUGGACUUUGACAGCGCUUAUGGGCGUCUCUGGUGCUGGAAAGACCACGCUCUUAGAUGUCCUGGCUACGCGUACCACUAUGGGAGUUAUCAGUGGAGAAAUGCUUGUCGAUGGCAAACCCUGUGAUGACUCCUUCCAACGGAAGACCGGCUAUGUUCAGCAACAAGAUUUGCAUUUGAGUACUGCUACAGUGCGCGAGGCGCUUGAAUUCUCUGCUCUUCUACGCCAGCCUGCUCACGUUCCUCGUCAAGAAAAGAUUAACUACGUGACAGAAGUAAUAAAGCUUCUUGCAAUGACCGAGUAUGCUGACGCUGUUAUUGGUGUCCCUGGCGAAGGCCUUAAUGUUGAGCAACGUAAACGUCUCACAAUCGGGGUAGAGCUUGCGGCUAGGCCGGCUCUGCUUCUUUUCUUGGACGAACCGACCUCAGGGCUUGAUUCUCAGACAUCCAGGGCUAUUGUUGAUCUCCUCGAUGAACUGAAGAAGAACGGCCAAGCUAUUUUGUGUACUAUCCAUCAACCGUCUGCCAUGCUGUUCCAGCGCUUCGAUCGUCUCCUCCUUCUUCAACCUGGUGGUCGCACCGUCUACUUUGGAGAAGUCGGCCACAACUCGCAAAUCAUGAUUGACUACUUCGUCCGCAACGGUGGCCCUCCAUGCCCUCCAGCCGCCAAUCCCGCCGAAUGGAUGCUCGACGUGAUCGGUGCCGCUCCUGGAUCCCACACUGAUAUCAACUGGUUCGAGACAUGGCGUAACUCCCCCGAAUACGCACGAGUCCAAGAGCACCUCGCCGAACUGAAACACGAACACUUCCCACAAACCAACCUGUCCCGCACCACAUCCGGCCAAAAGAGCGAAGACAAAGCCAGCUACCGCGAAUUCGCCGCUCCCUUCUGGGCCCAGCUCCGCGAAGUCCAAAUCCGAGUUUUCCAGCAAAUCUGGCGCUCGCCCACUUACAUCUACUCCAAGACCGCCCUCUGCGUCUUGACUGCUCUCUUCAUCGGCUUCUCUCUCUUCCGCACACCCAACACAAUCCAAGGCCUCCAGAACCAAAUGUUCGGCAUCUUCAUGCUAUUCACCCUAUUCGGCCAACUCAUCCAACAAAUGAUGCCGCAUUUCGUUGCCCAGCGCGCACUAUACGAAGUCCGCGAACGCCUCUCAAAGACCUACUCCUGGAAAGCCUUCAUCAUCUCCAACAUCGUCGUCGAACUCUCCUGGAACUCGCUCAUGUCCGUCCUUAUGUUCUUAUGCUGGUACUACCCGAUCGGUCUGUACCACAACGCCGAACCAACAGGCGCGGUGAACCUGCGGGGCACGCAAAUGUGGCUAAUGAUCUGGACCUUCCUUCUCUUCUCGUCCACCUUUGCGCAUUUAAUGAUCACGGCGUUCGAGGCGACCGAGAACGCCGGAAACCUAGGUAACCUGCUCUUCUUGCUUUGUCUGCUUUUCUGUGGGAUUCUGGCGACACCAGAUCAGCUCCCAGGGUUCUGGAUCUUCAUGUACCGCGUUUCGCCAUUUACGUACCUGGUCAGCGGGAUGUUGUCUGUGGGUUUAUCCAAUACGAACGUAACCUGCGCAGACAACGAAUAUCUGCGCUUUGACCCGGUUAAUGGGACUUGCGGUGAGUACAUGGAGUCGUACAUGUCGAAUAUGGGUGGGUAUCUCGAGGACGAAAUGGCGACUUCUGGCUGUAGCUUCUGCCCGAUCAAGGAGACGAAUGUGUUCCUUAGUGGUAUUUCGUCGAGUUACUCGGAUAUCUGGAGGAAUUUUGGGCUCAUGUGGGUGUUUAUUGUUUUUAAUAUCUUUGCGGCGUGUUUGUUGUACUGGUGGGUUCGUGUUCCGAGGGUAAAGAAGCCAGUCGCUAAGACCUAG